Letharia columbiana is the source of this 705-nucleotide messenger RNA. RefSeq lists its product as uncharacterized. The coding region runs from base 1 to 705 and encodes 234 amino acids. The transcript is spliced from 2 exons. The record is from RefSeq and is a predicted model, not a curated record. Lineage: Eukaryota; Fungi; Ascomycota; Lecanoromycetes; Lecanorales; Parmeliaceae.
AUGGCUGAAUCGAAACAACACAAAGACCCUAUCAAUGUUGGCAGAUUGAAGUCUCUAUACUCCGCACACGAACAUUCUGGCUUAAACACCGCGCUCCGCAACGGACUCGAAGCCUUCGCUGCUUCAACCAAAUCCGGUCUUACACAAGACGAUGUGGGGAAUAUCUACAUAACCCGCCCGGGGACCGACCCUUCGGUUUGCGCAAUAGCAUUGACGUUCCCUCUGGACUCGUCGUCUUCUUCCCCGCACGACGCCUUCUCCGGCGCUCUCCACACCUUCCUCGAGCUGCUACACACAACUACGGGGUGUGAUGUUUCCUUGCUAGGCUGGUCGUCGUUAGGGAACAGCACGGUCGGUCGGGACGUUUGGGAAGAAGGGCUGUCUGUGGACGAUGCUUAUGAGGAAUUCCCUGAACUGAAAGCUUUCGAAGGACGGGGUGAUGUCUCGGCGUUCGGCUGCUCGGCGUUGCUGGAGUUGAUCGAGGUCGACGGUGCUGCGCUGGUGGUACGAGGAGAUGCGUUGCUUGCUGAGAAAGCUCGCGGAUACCUGCCGGCUCAUGGGUCCGUUGCGGUUGCGGGUGAGGGACCUAGUUCUUCGAGGUGUCCGGUGGUGAGCAUAUGUGGGGAUGGGGCGAUCGGUAUUGGGAAAAAGGUGGUGAUAGAUUAUAGCGAGUAUGUUGCGAAGUUGUUUGAGAACUUUGAUUAG